This is a messenger RNA of Gaeumannomyces tritici R3-111a-1, 2909 nucleotides long. RefSeq names its product iron-sulfur clusters transporter ATM1. Bases 269 to 2401 code for a protein of 710 amino acids. The transcript is spliced from 2 exons. Gene Ontology annotation, molecular function: ABC-type transporter activity; ATP hydrolysis activity; ATP binding. The record is from RefSeq and is a predicted model, not a curated record. NCBI's taxonomy places the organism in Eukaryota, Fungi, Ascomycota, Sordariomycetes, Magnaporthales, Magnaporthaceae. Gene Ontology annotation, biological process: intracellular iron ion homeostasis; transmembrane transport. Gene Ontology annotation, cellular component: mitochondrial inner membrane.
ACCAAGGCAUCAACGCACGCGACGGAACAGCAUCGAGAGUCGCCUCCGAGCUUCAAAGUCUGCUGCCGCCUCGACAACUCUACGACAAGCCCUACCGACGCAACUGGGCCACUCCACCAUCAACUUUCGCCGCUCGGCCCUGUAGGAUCCAAGAAGGGCCUCUUGACCCCCAAAUUGCCCCCUCGAGGGGUUCGCGCCCCGUCCGAAAUCCCGCAACCUCGAUCCCCACGCCCAAGAUGACCAGCAGCCGUCCGCGACGCACCCGAAGAUGAUCACAAGGAAUUUGAGGAGCACGGCGCUGCUCUCCAGCUGUCCGAGAGCUGUUCCCAAAUUCGUUCAUAGGUCGCCGCGAUGGAUUCCGCAGAGGCCAGGCGGCUCAGUCCGCGCCCUGAUGACAUCCAUGCCCCGGCCGAAGGCGCCGACCUCGCCCUCCGUCAGGGAUGCCGCCCGCCCGGCCUCCAUCUCCAAGACCGCGAUCCCAACCGCGGCAACUAGCGCCUCGACAGCCUCCAAAGAUCCUCUAGCCACUCCCGACAAGACGAACCAGGAGCAACGCAAGGCCGACUGGGCCAUCAUCAAGGAGAUGUCACAUUACCUGUGGCCCAAGGACAGCUUGGGCACCAAGCUGCGUGUUGGGCUGGCUGUGUCACUUCUCAUCAGCGCAAAGGUGCUCAACGUCCAGGUGCCUUUCUACUUCAAGAGCAUUGUCGACGCCAUGAACAUCGACCCGUCUCUUAUGGCUGGCGCUGGCGGUACCGCGGCCACGGUGGCCGGCACCAUGAUUCUGGCCUACGGCGCCACCCGUGUGGGCGCAACUAUUUUCCAGGAGCUCCGCAAUGCUGUCUUUGCCUCGGUUGCCCAGAAGGCCAUCCGCCGCGUAGCCACAAACGUUUUUGACCACCUGCUCCGCCUCGAUCUGUCUUUCCACCUGUCCAAGCAGACGGGCGGCCUGACCCGCGCCAUCGACCGCGGUACCAAGGGCAUCAGCUUCCUGCUCACCAGCAUGGUUUUCCAUGUCAUCCCCACCGCCCUCGAAAUAAGCAUGGUCUGUGGCAUCCUGACCUGGCAGUACGGUGCCAAGUUUGCUGCCAUAACCGCUGUCACCAUGUCCGCCUAUACCGCUUUCACCAUCUGGACCACGGCAUGGCGGACCAAGUUCCGCCGCCAGGCCAACGCCGCCGACAGCCGUGCCUCGACCGUCGCCGUCGACUCGCUCAUCAACUUCGAGGCCGUCAAGUAUUUCAACAACGAAAAGUACGAGGUUGGCCGCUAUAAUGACGCUCUCAGGCAGUACGAGAAGAGUUCCAUCAAGGUCGCUACCUCGCUCGCUUUUCUCAACAGCGGCCAGAAUGUGAUAUUCUCAACCGCACUUACCGCCAUGAUGUAUCUAGGUGCGAACGGCAUUGCUCAGGGCAGUCUGACCGUUGGCGACCUCGUCAUGAUCAACCAGCUCGUCUUCCAGCUGUCGGUGCCGCUCAAUUUCCUCGGCUCCGUCUAUCGCGAGCUGCGACAGUCCCUUCUGGACAUGGAAACGCUCUUUAACCUGCAAAAAGUCAGCGUCUCCAUCGCCGAACAGCCCGGCGCCAAACCUCUGGCCCUGACCAAGGGCGGCGAGAUCCGGUUCGAGAAGGUGUCGUUUGGCUACCACCCAGACCGGCCUAUCCUGCGCGACCUGAGCCUCACCAUCCCUGCGGGCAAGAAGGUUGCCGUCGUUGGGCCCAGCGGAUGUGGCAAGUCGACGCUUCUCCGCCUGCUAUUCCGCUCUUACGAUGCCCAGUCGGGCCGCAUCCUGAUAGACGACCAGGACGUGCGCUCCGUCACGCUCGAUUCGCUGCGCCGCAGCAUAGGAGUCGUGCCGCAGGAUACCCCUCUAUUCAACGACACUGUCGAGCACAACAUCCGCUACGGCGACUUGUCGGCGCCCCGCGAGCGCGUCAUUGCGGCGGCGCAGCGGGCCCGUAUACACGACAUCGUCGAGUCGUGGCCCGAAGGAUACGCAACCAAGGUCGGCGAGCGCGGCCUGAUGAUCUCGGGAGGCGAGAAGCAGCGCCUGGCCGUGUCGCGGCUCCUUCUCAAGGACCCGCCGCUUCUCUUUUUCGACGAGGCGACGAGCGCGCUCGACACGCACACGGAGCAGGCGCUGAUGCAGAACAUCAACUCGAUCCUGCGCGAGAAGGCGCGCACGAGCGUCUUUGUGGCGCACCGCCUGCGCACCAUCUACGACUCGGACCUCAUCAUCGUCCUGCGCCAGGGCAGCGUCGCCGAGAUGGGCACGCACAAGGAGCUCAUCGACCGCGGCGGCCUCUACUCGGAGCUCUGGAGUGCCCAGGAGACGUUGUUCAAUGCCGACGGGUCGGAGAAGGUCGACAAUGUCGAGACUAGCGAGACUAGCGGGAGAUGAAUAUCCUCCAGGCCGUAAACUCAAAUCCUUCUCUUGUCGUUACCCCAACCCCUACUACAAAUUUGCUCUACCUGAAAUUCAGUCGGCUAUAUCCUCUACGUUUAGAUAUGUCUAUAUACCAUUGCACGUGGAAUUUCGAGCUGCGGCGGAGUUUCGCGGCCAAUUUUAAGACUAGCGGCCUUGUUUUGGAUAUCAAGCGUUGGAAGUAUCGACGGACCUCAUUUUGACUGUCUCCACCACUCCUCGAACCACCCUCAUCUUCAAUAGAAAUACCAAUUCGACCAGAAGCAGAUGACGAACAUCUAGUUCCUUUUCUGUUUCCGAUUUCUUAUUUUCGAAGCCCAGCAGCUCCCAUCCAUCACACGCGGCCUCGCAGGUAUCGGCCCUCGUCAAAGCCCUCAUCCUCAGUGCCCUGGCGCCAUAGCCAGAUCUCGCCCAGCGCGCGCGGGUACUUGCGGGGCGGAACCAGUGAGAGCGGGUUCGUCCAGGCGGCGACCGCGGGGCCGCC